ACAUUUUUCUUCCUUUCCCAAAACAUGGUCCCUCCUUUGCCUCAUCUUCUUUCUUUUCUUAAUUCAAUAACCACCUAAGCCACCUUGAGGGAUCCUUCAAUGUUGUUGAGGGGUCCCCUCGGUCUCUCUAUCUUCUUUCCUACAUAUCUUUCUUGGGGUUUUUUUAAUUUCUUCUCUAGCCAUGAAUUGCUUUCCCUGUUUCUCAUCACAGAAAAGCAAGAAAACCCCCUGCCAGAAGGAGCAUGAGUUUGAUGCUAAUGAAGCAAAAUCAUUAGGAAAUAGAAAUGAAGAACCCUCGGAUGUUCUUGCUCGAACAUUCCAUUUUCGUGGAUUUGGAAGGGUUUACAAGGGUACAUUUCAAGCCACUGGACAGGUUGUUGCCGUGAAGCAGCUUGACCGGAAUAGUUUGCAAGAAAGUACUGAUUUUGUAACAGAAGUUUCUUCAUGGAGUAAAAUACACCAUCAAAAUUUGGUUAAUUUGAUCGGAUACUGUGCUGAUGGAGAUCAAAGGCUUUUGGUGUAUGAAUUCAUGCCCGGAGGUUCUCUGGAAGAUCACCUCUGCGAUGUAUCACCAAAAAAAAAGUCAAUGGAUUGGGUGACUAGAAUGAAAAUUGCAUUCGGAGCAGCUCAAGCUCUAGAAUACUUGCAUGACCAGGUUAAUCCUUCGAUUAUAUAUCGGGAUCUAAAAUCCUCAAAUGUCUUGUUAGAUGAAGAAAUGAAUCCAAAGCUCUGUCAUUUUGGAUUGUCAAAGCUCUUUGGAGAUAAGAUGCCUAUGCAAGUGAUGGAGACAUAUGGAUUUUGUGCGCCAGAGUAUUCAAGAUCAGAUCAGCUAACUGCCAAAGCAGAUGUGUAUAGUUUUGGAGUUAUUUUACUUGAACUCAUCACGGGUCGAAGAGCUUUGGAUACUACCAAACCGAUUGAUGAACAAAACCUGGUUGCUUGGGCAACACCUAUCUUCAAGGACCCCAAAAAGUAUCCAGAUAUGGCAGAUCCUUUUCUUAAAAAGAGAUUUCCUGAAAGAGGUUUAAAUCAAGCUGUUGCAAUAGCAGCAAUGUGCCUGCAAGAAGAAUCCGCAGCGCGUCCCUUCAUGAGUGAUGUGGUGACUGUACUGAGCUUUCUUUCAGUGGCUACAGAGGAGAAAAUUCCCACUGCUCUUCCUCCGGCCAUCUCAUCUAAGUUAAGUCUAAUCAUUAAGGAUGAAAGAUCCCUAGAACUCAUUUCCCAAGCUGAAGAAGAUGAUGAUUCUUCCAAGAGUUCAGAAACAGAAUCCGAUCAAGAAGAGGAAGAGGAAGAUGAUUUAUCACAUCAAGAAGAAAGCGAUUUUUCAAGUCGCCAGAGCAGUUGGAGAUCUGAAGAUGGAAGUGUUUCUUCUAGUGAGAAAAGCAGGAGAAAGUGCAGCAAGAAAUCACUUUUUUCAAUGAGUAGCAAGAGCAGCAAGAAUUCAGAUUAUGGAAGCUUUUCUUCAAGCAAUAAAGGUAGCAAGAGUUCAACGUACUCAUCAAGCCACAAAAGCAGCAAGAAAUCACAUGAUAGUAGUAGCGAUGAGGAGUCACUAGAAGGCAAUGCUUCUUUGCACCGUCGAAGCACCAAAAAGUCUAAAGGGAGCCGAAAAUCAAAGGGUAAACCUCCACAGAUGGAUCGAAUCAGCAGACGAGGAUUAUUGGAGGAAAGUGAAUGCUCAACCUCAAGCCAGAGGAGCCAAAGGAAAUCCCAUAAGGUAAGUGCUUCUUUUGGCAGCAUCAAUAAGGGACGUGCCCAUCUAGACCGCAAGAGCAGCGAAGGAUCAUAUGAUGGAAGUGUGCACUUGUCAUGAGAACCAACAUCCAUCCUAUUUCCACCCACCUCCAUCAUGCUUGCUUAUAUUUCUUAUGCAAUUUGCUCAGAUAUUUAUAAGGCUAGGCAAUGAAAUGGCCACGUUUUGCUCCAUAUACCAACUUGAAAAUUAAAAUCUUUCUUUAUUUUUUUUGUUUUGAUUUUUAAUAUUUUGUUAUGUGUCUUCGGGACGGGCAAGAUCCCAUAUCUUGAUCAAUUCAAAUCAAAUAUUAGAGCCAUU
This is a messenger RNA of Rubroshorea leprosula, 2053 nucleotides long. Lineage: Eukaryota; Viridiplantae; Streptophyta; Magnoliopsida; Malvales; Dipterocarpaceae. The record is from the annotation of a GenBank genome assembly.